Molecule: messenger RNA, 2142 nt
Organism: Schistosoma haematobium
Lineage: Eukaryota; Metazoa; Platyhelminthes; Trematoda; Strigeidida; Schistosomatidae
Exons: 4
Coding region: 23-1531 (502 amino acids)
Cellular component (GO): cytoplasm
Source: RefSeq, a predicted model, not a curated record
AAACGGCUGGUUUUAUGUUCUCAUGUGGUCGGUGGAGUACGACUUGGGUUUGGAAGAAAGUUUGACUAGAGAUGAGUUGUCAGUACUUCAUCAGUUUUAUGAAAGAAUGCUCAGUUGUCCACUUGAUAUAUGCCGAUCGAAACGUUAUCUUGUCCGUUGGCUGCGCGCUCGCAGUUGGGAUGUUGAUGAAGCAGAAAAAAUGCUGUAUUCUCACAUAAAAUGGAGAGAUGUUCAGAAGGUUGAUACAUUACUUGAUUGCUAUGAAAUCCCAGACGUUAUACAGAAAUACUUUCCCGGUGGAUUUUGUGGUGAAGAUAAAGAAGGCUGUCCAUUGUUCUGUGCUCCUGUUGGUCGAUUCGACCCAGGUGGUUUUAUGAAAGCCACUACACACGCAGAGUUUAUUCAAAGUAGAAUUUAUUUUAUGGAAUAUAUCAUACAGAGAGUUUUUUAUGAGAAAUCAAAAGAACAUAAUCGUUGUAUUGACCAGCUGACACUUAUAUUAGACAUGAAACAUUUAAGUUUGAAACAUAUGCAUCCAUCUUGGAUCCCCGUAUUUUCGGAAAUGAUGACAAUAAUGGAAGCAAAUUAUCCUGAGUUUUUACGCAUUUGUUAUGUGAUUAAUGCUCCACCAAUAUUUGGAACUAUAUUCAACUUCAUUAAACCUCUGUUAAGUAAACUUACACAAGAAAAAAUCCAUGUAUUAAAAUCGGACUAUCGUGCUACUUUACUCCAAGUAAUUGACUCAAGUAAAUUACCAGCCUGUUACGGUGGGAAAAUAACUGAUCCUAAUGGUGAUCCUCAAUGUCCAUCAAAAAUUUCAUGGGCUGGCCCCGUCCCUGCCUCUCUUUUUCGUAAAAAGCUAUCAGAUGAUAAGCCGUCUGUGCCCAAACAGUCCGAAGUAUCUGAAGAGGUGAAACGUUUUACAGAUUGCGGCCGGGAUUUGACUAUGGUUGAAGUUGGUCCAGCUUCACGUAAAGAUAUUUCUAUUGGAAUGGUCGAUGUAGGUGAUGAGAUUAAAUGGUGGCUUUCAUGUGAAACGCAUGACAUUGCAGUUGGUGUGUUCAUGAAAAAUUGUAUUACAAAUGAUGGAAAAGUUACAAGUGAUCCAAGUAAAAGUUCAGAUACCUAUAUCGAAAUGAUCCCAAUGAAACGUGUAUCAUCACAUGAAAAAAUUGUUCAAGGAACUCUCAGUGUUGAAAACUCGGGUGUAUACAUCCUUGUCUUAGAUAAUACUUACAGUUGGACAAAAUCAAAACGCUUAUGGUAUCACUUAAGUGUCACUGACAGAGUAGAGGAUAAUAAAAACAGUUGUACAAUGUCAAUGCCUUCACCAAUAGAAUCUUUGAAUUCUAAUUAUAAACAACUCACUGAUACACCUGUUAGUGAUAUAACCGUGAUACCAAUUCCAGAAGAGAAUUAUUAUGCUUGUCGUAUGGAGACUGGUGGAAGUAUGGAUUUAAAUGUUAGUAUUUUAUUCCGCUUUCUUGUACAAAUACUUAUUCUACCAAAAAUUAAACAACGUCCCAAUUAAACUGGUGAAAUCAAUGAAGUGCACACAUAUAUACACAAAUACACACAACGUUCUAAAAUCAAUAAGAAAAAAACCAGCCUAACGAAUUUAUUACAACUAAUUGGUUAGGUCAAAUCACUACCAUUUGAAAGUCUUUCAGUUAUCCUGUAAUUACCUGUUUUCGAAUUUUUUAAAGUUUACUAAACAUAUAAAAAAAAGGAUGAUUAAGUAUGCGAUAUUGCUUCCUUAUAAACUUGCACUGCUCAUUUUUUCCUUCUUCCUCCUUUGUAAUAUUUCUUUUCAUUAAAAUUGAAUAGCUACAUAUCUUUGUUUCUAAGGUGUAUUAUACUACUAAGAAUGUGUAUUGUAUUUAUAUUUCUUACAUCAGGGCAAUCUCUGGUGGAAUACAAAAAAUGGUUAAAUAAUAAAAACAGUUUGGGAAUAAAACUUUAAAUGUGCCUUUUUUUUUCUUUUCAAGCUUUCAAAUUAGUGCCUCUUAAAGCAUACUUCUAAUUACUAAAAAAAUACUUUAUUGUUACAAGAGUUUCCUAAUCUCUUCUGUUUCUUUAUUUUCUUGUUAAUAUCUGAGAGUUGAUUUUUUGUUACUCGAAAAAAUACCAUUUAUUGAAUAA